Messenger RNA from Aspergillus sclerotioniger CBS 115572, 1011 nucleotides. RefSeq names its product cinnamoyl-CoA reductase. NCBI's taxonomy places the organism in Eukaryota, Fungi, Ascomycota, Eurotiomycetes, Eurotiales, Aspergillaceae. The transcript is spliced from 5 exons. Gene Ontology annotation, molecular function: oxidoreductase activity, acting on the CH-OH group of donors, NAD or NADP as acceptor. The record is from RefSeq and is a predicted model, not a curated record. Bases 1 to 1011 code for a protein of 336 amino acids.
AUGUUGCCUCUCCUCAACAAUCCCUCCCUCUCAACCGGAUCCCGCAUCCUCGUCACCGGCGCCAACGGCUACAUAGCCUCGCAUAUCAUCGACCUCCUCCUCGAACUCGGCUACAACGUGCGAGGCACAAUCCGAAGCCCAAAACCCUGGCUCGAUGAAUUCUUCCACAGUCGACACAGCACCACCCAUUAUGAAAGCGUUACUCUAUCUAAUCUGAACGACGCCACUACCUUGGAUGAAAUCAUGCGCGACGUCUCAGGUGUCAUUCAUGUAGCCUCGGACGUGUCAUUAAGUCCUGAUACAAGCGUCAUAGAUAAGACAAUCAAAUCUACGCAACUUCUUCUCCAAUGUGCAGCCAAACACAGUUCAAUUCGAAGAGUUGUUCUAACAUCUUCAUCGACCGCUGCAUUAUUACCACAGCCGAAUAAACCAGGAAUUAGAGUUACUCAUGAAACAUACAACGACCUCGCCGUCUCCCUCGCCUACUCCCCCACCACCCCGCCCGCCCAAAAACCCUUCCUCGUGUACGCGGCAUCCAAAACCGAAGGUGAACGCCACGCCUGGAACUGGGUAAGGGAAAAUGACCCCGGGUUUGUAUUCAACACAGUCCUCCCGGGCACCAAUUUCGGAAAGAUCCUCCACCCGCACAUCCCCGGCUCAACGAUGAGUUUUAUUCGUGGAUUGCAGGCGGGGAAUGAUUUUGCUGUGAGGGCUAUUCCGCCGCAAUGGUUCAUCAACGUCCAAGACACAGCAAGAUUACAUAUCACUGCGCUGUUGGAUCGCAGUGUAACCUCGGAGCGGAUAUUCGGAUUUGCGAGGCCGUUUAAUUGGACUGAUGUGUUGGAUGUGCUUCGUGAGUCGGGGGUCAAGGAUGGGGUGUUGCCGGCUGUUCCGGAGAAUGAAGCUAGGGAUUUGGGUGAGGUGGUUCCUUCGAGGAGGGCGGAGGAGUUGUUGGUUAGGUCUUGGGGGAGAGAGGGGUGGGUGGGGUUGGAAGAGAGUGUUCUUAGUUAG